Molecule: messenger RNA, 1659 nt
Organism: Solanum dulcamara
Lineage: Eukaryota; Viridiplantae; Streptophyta; Magnoliopsida; Solanales; Solanaceae
Exons: 7
Coding region: 1-1659 (552 amino acids)
Source: RefSeq, a predicted model, not a curated record
AUGGUAGAAGAUGGUAGUUAUGAGCAAUAUCCAUGGGGGAAAAUAGCAUAUUCAAAAUUGAUAAAAGGAAUGCGUCAGGAGUUUUCAAAUGCCAAACAAAUGUAUCGUCUAGGCGGCAUGCCAUACGCUCUGAAUGUUUGGAUAUAUGAAUGUGCAUCUCAAGUUCCCUCUGAAAUUGCUGUAAGAGUGGGUAAUAAAAUUCCCAGAAUUCUUAACUGGCGUGUUGUCGCCGUGAAUCCAAAAUUUGAGACCUUCAUGUCUACCAUCUUCAGUGAGUAUCCAUGCUCCAACAUUGUCCAAUCUCAACAUGAAAUGGAAUCUAUUGUCGUUCAUGACAGCCAACAGAAACCUGAAGCUUCAACAUCGGCUGCCAAGGUCAAUUUCAGAAAACCUCAUGAAGUCCCUGGAUUUGAGGACUUUUCAACAACACCACCCACAGAAUUAUUAAAGAGAUCCAGGGAUGUCGCUGAUACAUCUUCUCUACCUCCUUCCAAGAGAAUGAAGACUUCCCCUGCUAAAAAGCCAAUUCAAGUAGAAACAGCGCACAAGGAUUUCAUACCACCAAAUGAAUUAGAAAAGCCUGUUUCUCCUGACAAUGAACCAGGGGCGAAGUCACCAAAUGAAUCAGAAAAGACUGUUUCUCCUGACAAUGUACCAGGGGCGAAGUCAGCUGUUGACCGGAAGUUCAAGCGUUUGGAGAAUAAAAUGGAUUCAAAUCACAUUGAUCUUUUGAAAGCCAUCGACAGUAUGGCGAACCGAAUGACUGGCACAUCAUCUCAAGUUAAAAAAGAUGAUUUUGAUCAAACAUUCCAUGUGGUUGAACAACAAGAAUCACCUACUGGAUUGGAGAGACCUGAAUCAUCCACCAUGAUAAAUCAGGUGGACAAUAUAUCAGAACAAAGCAUUUCAGCAGAUGUUCCUGAAUUAUUUGAUCAACAAGUUUAUUCUGAUACAUUAAAGGAAGAUGAACCAUCCGUCAAGAUACAAAAUGUGGAUGAUGUAUCACAACAUAACAUUGUAUCAAAUGAUGAAUCGAAAACAUUAAAUUUUACACCGCAAUUGAAGGAUGUAUCAGCACACCAAAUGGAACCACAAAGAGCAGAUACUGAUCAGCUUAUUGCUGAUUCUGAUACAUUACAAAACACUAGAAAGAAAGAUGGAAGAGUAGUCGAUGUUAAAACUGACAAAGUAGAAGAGCAAGUUGAGGAGAUUGAAAAAGAAAAAAUCAAACCAAGCACAUCAGAAUCCAAUACUUCAGCACCAUUUUCGACCGAAACUCUGGAUGUGAUAGAUGCUCUAAUAUACGGACUUCCAUUACCAGCCAUGCCAUUGACAGCUGUUAGUCAUGAGCAAGUUCAGGAUGAAUGUCUAUUACGCGAUAACCAGCUACCAACCACUCUUCCAUCAAAAGCUAAUGUAUUGUCUGACGAUGCAAAGACACCAUUUCGAAGAAGCAGGAUUCCUUCGAAGAUCUUACAGUCGCCGUAUCUUUCAAACUUUGGGUCGAGUGAAAAGGGAAAGGAAAAUUUAUCAGCUGUUAUGCAUCAGACAUACCCUUUUGAAGGUUUUGGUAUAUGCUAUCAUCCCUCAUCUGAGCUUGUCACAGACUACUCUCAAUGGAUAGAUAAAGGACUUCUAAAAUCACAUGGCAACAAGUAA